Prorocentrum cordatum is the source of this 1099-nucleotide messenger RNA. Lineage: Eukaryota; Dinophyceae; Prorocentrales; Prorocentraceae. The record is from the annotation of a GenBank genome assembly.
CUCCUCCCAAUCACUGCUUGGGGAAGAACUUCCGUCGUGAUUUUUGUCGUUGCGCGAGGGGGUCUGGAUCACCGUACCGGGCGCGGCUCGGCGCGCCCUUUGGCGCGCCGCGGGCUUGCGGCAGCGCCGUGCCAGCAUCGCAGGCUUGCCGGGCACCACGGGGCCGGGCGCAGGUGCUCGAGCACAAGGCGGACGCGUUCGGGAGCGUGCACUUCGAAGCCGCCCUCGCCGGGGCCGCGGGCGACUUCGGGCAGAGGCUGCGGUAUUCCCUGGCCCGCUGGCGCGCGGACGGGCGGACGGGCGUGUGGGCAAAGGUGCCCAACAGCGCCGCGGAGCUGAUUCCAGCGCUGCUGGCCGAGGGGUUCGAUUGGCACCACGCGCAGCAGGGCUACGCGCUGCUGACGCUGUGGCUGCCAGAGGGCCAGAGCCAGCUCCCGCGCUACGGUGGGCACCAGGUCGGGGUCGGGGGCCUGGUGCUGAGCCCCGACAGGCGGGUGCUGCUCAUGAAGGAGAAGGUGCCCCACUUUGGCCGGAAGGAGAGCCAGUGGAAGUUGCCUGGCGGCCUCGCCGACCCUGGAGAAGACCUCGGCGAGGCGGCUGCCCGCGAGGUGUUGGAGGAGACUGGCGUCGUGGCGAGCCCCGAGGGCGUCUUGAGUAUACAUCAUCGGCACGGCUUCAAGUUCGGCGUCAGCGACCUCUACUUCGCGGUCCAGAUGAUGGCCCACUCUGAGACGAUCGAGUUGGACGCGAACAGCGCCGAAGUCAUGGACGUCACAUGGAUGCCACUAAGCGAGGUGGCAUCGAGCCCUGCGGUCAUGGAGUUCAACAAGAACAUUAUCGCGUUGGUUGACAGGCCCAUGCUGGUGCCUCACUGGGGCAAGCAUGGCUCUGUCAGGGCCGAGCACUUUUUCUACAAGCCCGGCACACCGCCGUGAGGGAGCCGCAUCCUGCGCCCUGAGCGAUGGCGCCGUUGGUCCCGACCGCGCCCCGCGUCGCCGCUCGAGGCACCGCGCAGAGGUCAUUUGAAAAAUCGGCCCUGCCGAUAUGCGUCUCUGGCGAUACAUCUGUUGUUUUGUCCCUGCAGGAACAUGGCCUCCCA